GGAGGCCGAACGGAGACUCCGGCCAUGGCCACCACCAGCACCACGGGCUCCACCCUGCUGCAGCCCCUGAGCAACGCCUUGCAGCUGCCCAUAGACCAGGUCAACUUUGUAGUGUGCCAACUGUUUGCUUUGCUAGCAGCCAUUUGGUUUCGAACUUAUCUACAUUCAAGCAAAACUAGCUCUUUUGUACGACAUGUAGUUGCUACCCUUUUGGGCCUUUAUCUUGCAUUUUUUUGCUUUGGAUGGUAUGCCUUACAUUUUCUUGUACAAAGUGGAAUUUCCUACUGUAUCAUGAUCAUAAUAGGAAUGGAAAACAUGCACACAUGCUGUUUUGUGUUUGCUUUGGGAUACCUCACAAUGUGCCAAAUUUCUAGAGUAUAUAUCUUUGAUUAUGGACAAUAUUCUGCUGAUUUUUCAGGCCCAAUGAUGGUAAUUACGCAGAAGAUCACUAGUUUGGCUUACGAAAUUCAUGAUGGGAUGUUUCGAAAGGAUGAAGAACUAACACCAUCACAGAGAGCUUUAGCUGUAAGGCGCAUGCCAAGCCUUUUGGAGUAUUUAAGUUACAACUGUAACUUCAUGGGUAUCCUGGCGGGCCCACUCUGCUCUUACAAAGACUACAUUACUUUCAUUGAAGGCAGAUCAUACCAGGUGUCAAAAACAAGUGAAGAUGGAAAAAAAGAAGCACAGGAUGAAAGAACAGAGCCAUCUCCAAAUGUGGCAGUCAUUGAGAAGCUAAAAAUCUGUGGACUUGCCUUGUUAUUCCAUUUGGCUCUUUCUAAAAUAUUUUCUGUGGAGUAUAACAUUGAUGAGCAUUUUCAGGCUACAGCUUCAUGGCCAUCAAAAGUUAUCUACCUGUAUCUCUCUCUUUUGUCUGCCAGACCCAAAUACUACUUUGCAUGGACAUUAGCUGAUGCCAUUAAUAAUGCUGCAGGAUUUGGUUUUAGUGGAUAUGACAAAAAUGGAGCACCUCGUUGGGACUUAAUUUCCAAUUUGAGAAUUCCACAAAUAGAGAUGUCAACGAGUUUCAAGAUGUUUCUUGAUAAUUGGAAUAUUCAGACAGCUCUUUGGCUCAAAAGGGUGUGUUAUGAGCGUGCCUCCAUCAGUCCAACUAUCCAGACAUUCUUUCUUUCUGCCCUUUGGCAUGGGGUAUACCCAGGAUAUUAUCUAACAUUUCUAUCAGGGGUGUUAAUGACAUUAGCAGCACGAGCUAUAAGAAAUAACAUUAGACAUUAUUUCAUCAAAUCUCCUCAACUUAAAUUUUUUUAUGAUGUUGUAACAUGGAUGGCAACACAAAUAGCAAUAAGUUACAUAGUUGUGCCAUUUGUACUUCUUUCUAUAAAACCAUCGUUCAUGUUUUACAGCUCCUGGUAUUUUUGCCUUCACAUUGCUGCUAUCUUAGUACUAUUGUUGUUGCCUGUGAAAAAAACUCUUAAAAGAAAGAAUACACAUGAAAAUAUUCAGCUCUCACAAUCGAAAAAAGAUGAUGAACAAGGAAAUUCUUUGGGACAUAAUAGUUUUUCCACAACAAACAAUGUUUGCAGUCAGAAUCAAGAAAUAACCUCCAGACAUUCGUCACUAAAGCAAUGAUGGAAGAAUGCCUGAUGGCCAUCUUUUCUAGGUUAACAGAAACCAAUCUUAGCACCUUUCAAAGGGUUUGUGUUUGUUGGAAAAGAGAUAUAGUGGGGAGGGUGGGAAAUUGGACAUUUAUAUAUAUAUCAGAUUGGAAAUGGAGUGAAAUAACCCCUCCCAUGCCAUGUUUCUGUAGGCAACGCCUUAUACAAAAGUAUCUCCAUUAUUUCAAUGGGCACUCAGGACCUCAGCAUAUGUCCAUAGGGUCAUAUAUGUGCCCUGUUGCUGAAUGUAUGUUGCGUAUCAUAAGGCACUGAAAAGAGGUAGAAAAUAAUUGUGUCAAUCUGGAAAAUUUUGAGAAAAUACCUUUUCCAAAUAAAUGUUUUGCCUUAAACUCUCUAUUUCCUAAAAUAUUGUUCCUAAAUUGUGUUUUCCCGUGUAAUGUUGUGAGAAGUCAUAUUUGACAUGUUUGGUACUGUAUGUUGUAAAGGAAUCUAAGAAGAAUUUAAAAGAGGAUAUUUAAGAUUGUGGAUACUUAAAAAUGCAAUAAACAUCUCAGUAUUUGAAGACUAGUCUUAAAGGUCUUAAAUGAUGACAGAACAUAGUGAAAGUGUAAACAUUAAGAGAUGCCAAAUUAUAGGUAGAUUGUUUUGACGCAGAGCUUAAUUACCUGGUGUGUCAGUUAGAAAG
Messenger RNA from Elephantulus edwardii (Cape elephant shrew), 2259 nucleotides. RefSeq names its product membrane bound O-acyltransferase domain containing 2 (gene MBOAT2). The coding region runs from base 25 to 1587 and encodes 520 amino acids. The record is from RefSeq and is a predicted model, not a curated record. The transcript has 13 exons. Gene Ontology annotation, cellular component: membrane. Gene Ontology annotation, biological process: lipid modification. Gene Ontology annotation, molecular function: acyltransferase activity. Lineage: Eukaryota; Metazoa; Chordata; Mammalia; Macroscelidea; Macroscelididae.